CACAGCAACCCAAAUGCAAGGCACACACCAGUUUUAAUAUCUGCCACUUAUUUGGUGACGGCGCGUUCACAUCGACUAUGGCAGCGACAGCUAGGAUUCGUCCGUAUAAGGACUUUCUUACGCCCGCCCUCCAUAGACGCUUCACCAGAGCAGCUGCCACAUUACUGGCAGUAUGCUACGCAGAAUCACUCCUUCUGGGCGAAUGGAACUCAUUUCUAUGGUCCUGGUUCCCUCUCGGACGAGCUGGUUUCCGAACAGGACUUCUUUUCAUCAGCGCAUUCUCCAUCUUCGUCUUACGAGUCGCACAGCUACACGUUGGCCAAAGGACAUCAAACUCAGGAAUAGCGACAUUUAGAGAAUACGCUUUCAGGUACCAGACCAUACAGACGACGGGAUGGUACCUAUUCUCGGCCUGGAUCUUCAGCGAAGUAUUCAUUUACUCCGCACCGAGAAGCGCCAGCAUCGUGUGGAUCACCGAGGGGAAAAACAAUGAACGGUCGCGGCUGAAUGAAAGGCCAAUAUAUAUUAUGGCCUUCUUCCUCGUUCUCGCCGUUGUGCAAUCCGCAAUCCACCUUGCAUACGAUUACGAUCGCGUGGACUUGCCUGCUAUAAAGACUGCAAAGAAAGACAAUGCAGCUAAGCCGGAACAGGGCUCGACCGAAUCCGUUGCCCCAUCCACGAAGAUUCGAGAUUCGUUGCCGGGAAUAGUGGCCAAGUCCUUCGGUCGUGUCCUAAUUAUGACGAUUCUGAUGCCGUUCGUAUACUCAAUAUUUAUCAGGCACACCGCUUGGAAAUACACCCUUGGCUUCGCAAAGAUUUUCUGGAAUCUACCAAAGACAACGUCCCUUCCAACUGUCAGCCCUUUCCACUGGACAGUCUUGGGAAGGACAUUAUAUGGCGGAGUGCUGCUUGUACUGCUGUGGGAGAUAGGAAACAGGGUGUUUUCAACCUAUGUGGCUGAGGGUCCGCUCAAGAAUGAGAGGCCUAUCACAUACGAGUCAAAAGAUCCUAAUGGAAGUCUCCUGACUGGCCUAAAGGGAAAGAAGCUGCAAACCAGGGCAUUUGCAUUCUGGGAGCUCGUAUUAAUCGCCGAGCGUUAUCAAGGACGAAGAAAGGUCAUAUUUGAAGAUAUCGACCGAAAAGGGGGAUCGACAUGGUCACAGAUACUGACAGCAUGUACCGAGACCAUAACGUCGAUGGACACGCGUGUGGAGACACUCGAUCCAGCAUCAGCCCCCACGGAACACAUCGAUAUCAAACCCAGCCGGACUCCUCAGAUCGUGAGUAUGCUCAAUGGUAGCGACAAACCUGCGAAGCCGGAAGAGCCAAUCCCGACGUUGCCCAGACUCACGGGCGACAUUCAAAAAGAGAACAUCUGGAAUGCCCCGCCGCAGCCAAAGACUACAGCAGAGCGUAUCGCGAAAAGCUCGGCUGCCUUGGCCUCAGAAUACGGCAACACCCCCACAUCACCUAUUAGUGUCGAUGGCCGCAGGCUGCUUACACAGGCCACAUCCAAGGUCUUAACACCCGAGCAGCAACAGGCCCUUACCCCACAAGGCAUCUGGGUCGCCUUGUCACCAUACGUGACGCAGUUCCUACAGAGCCCCUUGGGCUGGCCGUUCCGUCAAGAGUUCAGGCGCCGCAUCGCGGCUGUAGUGCUUGGGCAACCCUACGGUGAUGCGGGUAUCAUUCUGGAUUCGAUAGAAGCCUUGAAUCUCUUCGCCGUCGCCAGCUUGAAGGAGGAUAUUUACGGAAACGUCCAGAAGGAUGUCCCUGAUAUCAUCAGGAUGCUCACGAAGAGCCUUGUGUCGCUGGAGGCAAUGAGGAAGAGCUUUGGCGUCCACUGGACGGAUGUUUCGGGGGAUAUCGAGAGCCCGGAGGUGGAUCUCGUUGUGGGAGGGCUGAGGGGGGCGCUACAGGACAUUAUUGGGGCAUUUGGGGAGUAUUUUGAUGAUAUGAAGAUGAAUAGAGCGGAUGUGCGGGCCGCGAAGGAGGCUGCAAAGGCGCCAGAGCCACAGAGGCCGGCGGAGAUGCAAGAGGCGAGGAAAAGGAAGUAAAGCGGAAACGGAAAUCAUGAAACAUGUAUAACAUGGCUUGUAUGCUAAACGGAGGAUACCACCAAUAACUUGGCCCUACAUAAUAGCUCUUAUGGUAUGAAAAGCAAUUGCUGUCA
Molecule: messenger RNA, 2173 nt
Organism: Pseudogymnoascus verrucosus
Lineage: Eukaryota; Fungi; Ascomycota; Leotiomycetes; Thelebolales; Thelebolaceae
Exons: 4
Coding region: 78-2057 (659 amino acids)
Biological process (GO): nuclear pore organization; spindle pole body localization
Cellular component (GO): nuclear pore transmembrane ring; spindle pole body
Molecular function (GO): spindle pole body-nuclear membrane anchor activity
Source: RefSeq, a predicted model, not a curated record